GAGGGCCAUAGCAUGGUGUUGAAAUCAUGGUCUUUGAACCAAUCCUUGGCCUUCUUGCUGGUGUGCUUGGGGUCAUUGUCUUGCUGGAACACCACAUCCUCCACAGUUUUGCCUCAAUCCUCCAGGCUAUUCUGCAGCUCAUCCUCCAGAAUGCUGACAUAAAGGUCUGCAUCCAUCCUGCCAUCAAUAUUGCAGGCAUAUUCACACCAUCCCAGCCCAUACAGCCUCACAUCAUCAAGGAUCCACCUCCAAACUUCUGAUUCCCUUUCAUCAACCUAUCACUGAGGCUCUCCCCUGGCUUCUUCCACACUCAUUUCCUUCCAUCUGACCCCAUCCUGUUAAUCUUUGUCUCAUCUGACCAUACCACCCUUCUCCAGUCCUCUACAGUCCAAUACUGGUGAGCCAAAGCAAAGUCCAUCCUCUCCUUCCGAUGCCUAGCAGAGAGUAACGGCCUUUU
Messenger RNA from Laetiporus sulphureus 93-53, 457 nucleotides. RefSeq lists its product as uncharacterized. Bases 27 to 260 code for a protein of 77 amino acids. The record is from RefSeq and is a predicted model, not a curated record. NCBI's taxonomy places the organism in Eukaryota, Fungi, Basidiomycota, Agaricomycetes, Polyporales, Laetiporaceae. The transcript has a single exon.